Knipowitschia caucasica is the source of this 207-nucleotide messenger RNA. The record is from the annotation of a GenBank genome assembly. Lineage: Eukaryota; Metazoa; Chordata; Actinopteri; Gobiiformes; Gobiidae.
AUGUUUUUCCGCAUCCUUCCUCGGUUGACCCCUGGAUAUAUCAGAUAUCUCCAGACGCAGGCAGCUCAGACCGUGCUCCAGCCCCGGUUCAGCCCUCUGAUGCCCCGCACUGCCCUCCUCAUGGGACUCAUGGGCAUCGGCAUGUCUGGAUACAGCACCCGCCAGCUCACUCUCCACUACAAACCUGCCAGUCAUCUCUUUAGAUAA